AUGGAUUGGGCUCGUACAGAAUUUUUGAUGUUGCAAUUUCCUGAAGCAAUUAGAAUACCAAAUUUUACUAUUGGUUUGAGUGGCGUUUCGAUGUAUUUUAAAAAGGAAAUUCCUCGGUUCUCAGCAUACAAAAUACAAACCAAAAUCUUAACUUGGAAUAAAAAAUGGAUUUUCUUGCUUCACCGUUUCAUAACAGAAUCAAAAAAUAAUAAUUCUGAUAAUACUAAUAUUGACGUUCAUUCGGUAGGAAUAUCAAAAAUAGUAUUUAAAGAAAAAACUAAAACGUUAAUUCCUGAACAAUUUUUUGAUGAAUUUGGAUUUAAAUGUGAAACGGAAGAAUUAAAAAUCAAAAGAGAAGAAAUUAGAAAGAAAGGAUGGAAAUUUAUUGAGGGAUUAUUUGAAUUCGAAAAAUUGAUUGAUUAUUGUGAAGAUGAAGAUAGAGAUUAUGAAGAAGAUUAUUUAGAAAAUGAGAAACAGUUGGACACGAAUCUUCAUUUGAACAAUGGAUCUUACAAUAAACAUUUAGAUUGGGCUCGUGCAGAAUUUUUGAUGUUGCAAUUUCCUGAAAUAAUUAGAAUACCAAAUUUUACUGUUGGUUUGAGUGGAAUAUCAAAAGUAGUAAUUAAAAAGAAAACUAAAACUUUAAUUCCUGAACAAUUUUUUGAUGAAUUUGGAUUUAAAUGUGAAACGGAAGAAUUAAAAAUCAAAAGAGAAGAAAUUAGAAAGAAAGGAUGGAAAUUUAUUGAGGGAUUAUUUGAAUUCGAAAAAUUAAUUGAUUAUUGUGAAGAUAAAGAUAGAGAUGAUGAAGAAGAUUAUUUAGAAAAUGAAAAAGUUAUUUCCAAAUUUUAA
This is a messenger RNA of Diversispora eburnea, 849 nucleotides long. The record is from the annotation of a GenBank genome assembly. Lineage: Eukaryota; Fungi; Glomeromycota; Glomeromycetes; Diversisporales; Diversisporaceae.